Molecule: messenger RNA, 576 nt
Organism: Daldinia childiae
Lineage: Eukaryota; Fungi; Ascomycota; Sordariomycetes; Xylariales; Hypoxylaceae
Product: 40S ribosomal protein S9
Exons: 3
Coding region: 1-576 (191 amino acids)
Biological process (GO): translation; positive regulation of translational fidelity
Cellular component (GO): cytosolic small ribosomal subunit
Molecular function (GO): rRNA binding; structural constituent of ribosome
Source: RefSeq, a predicted model, not a curated record
AUGGCGCCUCUGUCUUAUUCCAAGACCGCAAAGGUCCCCCGUCGCCCUUUCGAGGCCGCCCGUCUUGAUUCCGAGUUGAAGCUCGUUGGAGAGUACGGUCUACGAAACAAGCGUGAGGUUUGGCGUGUCCAGCUCACCCUUUCCAAGAUUCGUCGUGCUGCCCGUCAGCUUCUUACCCUCGACGAGAAGGACCCUAAGCGUCUCUUCGAAGGCAAUGCCCUCAUUCGCCGUCUUGUUCGUGUCGGUGUGCUCGACGAGUCCCGCAUGAAGCUCGAUUACGUGCUUGCCCUGAAGGUCGAAGAUUUCUUGGAGCGCCGCCUGCAGACUUGUGUCUACAAGCUCGGUCUUGCCAAGUCCAUCCACCACGCCCGUGUCCUCAUCCGCCAGCGCCACAUUCGUGUCGGCAAGCAGAUCGUCAACGUCCCCUCUUUCAUCGUCCGUCUCGACUCCCAGAAGCACAUCGACUUCUCUCUGACCUCGCCGUUUGGUGGCGGGCGUCCCGGCCGUGUCCGGAGAAAGAAGGCCAAGGCCGCCGAGAAGAAGGAUGACGGCGAGGAGGAGGAAGAGGAAGAGUAA